GUCGCGUGCCUAAUUACCGCUUCCGGGUUUCUACUUACACGGUAAGAUGUAUAUACUGUUGAUCUUCCCCCAAGAAUGCGCACCCCUUUCUUCUUGAUCUAAUGUUCCUUGGCGACCCAACACCCAUACCUUCAGGACGAGUUGAAGGGCAUUUGCUCAUCGACAUUCGCGAUCCCCAGUCGUCGAAGCACGAUCUCUCCUCCCAUCAUCGAUCGACUAUACUACGGUGUUAGUCCCUGGUGGAACCACGUGUAGUAAAGUAUCAAUCGAGCCAAGAACACCAAGAGGACGCGAGACCGGCUUACUUGUCUCGACGACAGUUCCAUUCGUUUCUUUUCUUUUAGUUUAACCACCUACACACAAUGUCUUACACGUUUCCCAAGACUAUCAGCGCAGUGCGCGUUGCGACCUUCGUCAGCACUGCCGCUUGGAUUCAGGGUACUAGCGCCAGCGAGGUCUCGUUGCCAGAGGAAGCACUUAAUAACUUCCUCCGAAGACAUAGAGUUAUAAAUACUUCGAGGAGACAGGCGCCCCCACCCGAGGAGGAGGAAGAGGAGGAGAAAGAAGACAAAGAAGAAGAGGAGAGCGAAGAGUCGUCGGAUAGCGAAACGUCUAGCGGAUCAGUGGGAUCUAGCGAUUCUAAGGAGGAAAAGGAGAAAGAGGAGGAGGAGAAGGAGGAUGAUGAUACCCCCAGCAAAUCAAACCCAGCUCAAGCCGGCAUCGCCCUCGGCGCCGCGGGACCAUCAGCAAUCGGGACCACCGAGCCUCCGGGGAGUCUAAGCAUAGGAGCCAGGGUGGCCAUCGGCGUCUGGUCAGCAGUAGGCGUACUCGCCAUAUUCGGCCUAGUAUUUUUCUUCUGUCGACGGCGGCGGAGAGCUCGGAUGGCGCAGGAAGAAAUGAACGCAUUACGGGACGAGGAACUCGCAAGAGCCCACCAAGAAUACAUGGCCCAAGUAAGCAUGCCACUACCACCGCCGCCGCCGCCGCCUCCAGCACCCCCGAUCAUGCAACCAGCACAUCUGAGAAGCGAAAGCGACGCCGGUAUUGCCCGCCCGCCAAGCGGAGAAUGGAUGGCGACGCCGCCGUGGCAGGAAGAUCCGCCGACGUGGCGAGACUCGCAUCCGUGGAGACAGUCUCAGCCCUCCGUCGCCGGCGGCGCUCUCGCAGGGGCUCCUAGGCCGCUCUUCGCGCCGCCGGAUGCGAAGCUGCAGUAAGACAGAUGCACCGAGGUUAAAAGCGAAGCAGAGAGCACAAUAUUCGCGUAUCGGUAGGGACGAUUCCGAGAGAGUCGUUUUCUCUGAAAGUCGCCAGGACUGCGCAUAUUUUUACCUUCUCGAGCGCUACUUCUUGUACUUAUAUUUGUGUCGUGGACUGAGUCCACAGGUUAGUUCGUUGCGCCCAAAUAGUUCGGUACUAAUAUCAUUUAUUCUCUCAUACGGUCUACGUGUGUUGACUUUGGAUGUUGUUGGUUUGAACAUGAGCU
Molecule: messenger RNA, 1483 nt
Organism: Daldinia decipiens
Lineage: Eukaryota; Fungi; Ascomycota; Sordariomycetes; Xylariales; Hypoxylaceae
Exons: 1
Coding region: 363-1214 (283 amino acids)
Source: RefSeq, a predicted model, not a curated record